Molecule: messenger RNA, 1535 nt
Organism: Misgurnus anguillicaudatus (oriental weatherfish)
Lineage: Eukaryota; Metazoa; Chordata; Actinopteri; Cypriniformes; Cobitidae
Gene: trim63a
Product: tripartite motif containing 63a
Molecular function (GO): zinc ion binding
Source: RefSeq, a predicted model, not a curated record
CCUGAAAAGCUCAACAACAAAGCGGUGGAAAGAAGGAUCAAGAAAUGGACAUUAACACGGGUCAAAUAGUACGUGCACCGAGCCCCAUGGAGAGCCUAGAGAAGCAGCUCAGCUGCCCCAUCUGCCUGGAGAUGUUCACAAAGCCGGUCGUCAUUCUGCCAUGCCAACACAACCUGUGCCGCAGGUGUGCCAAUGAUCUCUACGACUCCAAAAACCCCUACCACUAUUCCGGAGGUAUCUUCCGCUGCCCAACCUGUCGCUUUGAGGUGGUGCUGGACCGCCACGGCGUCUACGGUCUGCAGAGGAACCUUCUGGUGGAGAACAUCAUUGACAUCUACAAGGAACAGUUGGAGAAAGGUAAUUCCCUUGAACCCCCUCUGAAAUCAAAAGACACAAAAGAACCAAUGUGCGAGGUACACGAAGAUGAAAAAAUAAACAUCUACUGCAUGACCUGCCAGACACCAACAUGCUCCAUGUGCAAAGUAUUCGGUCAGCACAAAGACUGUGAAGUGUCCACAUUGAAAGUCGUUUACGAAGGCCAGAAGUCAGAGCUCAAAAAUUCAAUUGAACUGCUGGGCGCUAGCAAUAGCUGCCUGCAGGCACUGUUAACUCAGAUGGAGAAAAUGGGCAAAACUGUGGAAGAAAACAGCCAACUGCAGAAGCAAAAGCUAAUGGAGAAGUUUGACCUGCUUUACGCUAUCCUAGAGGAGCGCAAGUCCCAACUCCUAGAUCAAAUCAGCCAAGAACAGGACGAGAAAGUGGUGGUAGUGCAAUCUCUUGUCCAGCAGUACAAUGAGCAGCUACAGGCCAGCAUUAAACUGAUGGACAAAGCCACCCAGACCAUGGACAACAGCAGUGUGGCCGAGUUUCUCAUCGCUGCCAAAAAGCUCAUCACAGAAGCCAAAGACGCAUCCAAGAGCUCCCAUCUCCAGCGGCCUGAGCCUGGCUUUGAGAAUAUGGACCAUUUAACAGUCUUUACUGAUGAUGUGGAGGCCAUGCUUGCAAAAAUGGACUUUGGGGUGGGUAAGGAUGAAGAUGAUGAUGAUGAAGAAGAAGAGGAAUAAACAUUAAUGGGCUUUAGGGAAAGACUGUGGGAAAACAACAGUAGAUGAAAAGCCUUAUUAAUGAUUUGAUAAGGCCAUUAAUCUGGCUGCUUUUGAAAACUGUGAGAUAAGGGGAGUGCAAUCUUAACAAAGCAGUUUUUGUACAAAUUGUACAAAUUGCACCAUUUCUAAUGACCUUUCCACUUUAAUUUUAUACUUUUUGUAUUAAUAUGUUCAUAAUGAAUUGUUUUUUAUAUUUGUAGUAGAAUGUAGAUGUUAAAGUUUAUACUUGAUCAGUUUAUAUUUGUUUGCUAAACUGAAGCUAGAUCUGUGAGCUGUAGAAUACAGCUUUGCUAAUUUACCUUAGAUUGCCAUGUGAGAUCGAAAAUAUUUAAAUACUUGAAAUUCAAAAUAAUGCACUUGAUAGAUUAACUGUACUGUAAAACCUCAUUUUCAUUGGAUAAUUUGUUGAAAAUAAAGGAGGUACAAGAA